AGAGCCAGCUUUAUACCAGACAGCCACUGCGCUCAACAGUCAGUUGCUGUCUAGGGUACGGAAGGGAGAAACUCAGGAAGCAACUUGGUGUUUGUGCAUUACUCCAGUCCGGACCCGACACUCGCGGUCGGCUUUCGGUUGAAAAGCUAGAAAAACGCUGUUUUUGUGUGGGAGUUGUCAGUUCUUUGUGUUGUCUGAUGGCACCGCUUAAAGAGAGGAACUCCGUCACAAUGAGGUUUCUUGUCAUCUUGCUUGUCCUGCCGGCGGUGCUUGGUGGCGCAAAUCCACAACGAGGUAUCCCACUGGCAGGGAAGCCAGUCACCCAGAGCACUACACAUGAUCCAUACAGUGCAGAUCAGGCAACUGAUAACAACUUCUACACCUUCUCACACACUGCGGGUGGGCAAGACCCUCACCCCUGGUGGCAAGUUGACUUGGAGAAUGAGUACUGUGUGGGUACAGUCAUUGUCGACCUUCGUCAAGGCUGUUGUGGCCAGGGUCGGUUCACUGGCGCAGUUGUGCGAGCUGGUCCGAGCUCAAACUACGCAGAGAACGAACCGUGCGGCUCGCCGGCAACGAGGGCGCAAUCGGCUGACGGGGCCAGGGUUACGUUUGUGUGCGACGUGCCACGAAGGGCCAGAUACGUGAGCUUGGACAUUGACCCCUCCAACCCCGAUGUCACCACCGCUCUCUUGCAGAUGGCAGAAGUGGUUGUAGAGGAAAACACCGAUGCUGGAUGCCCCGCAUAUUGUCCUGUUCCACUUCGUGGGUUGCCUGCAUCACAAAGCAUCAACUAUAACGAAGACAAUACCUACCCAGCAGGCAAUGCUAUUGACGGCAGAAUAGAUACAAUCUCACACACUAAAGCAAAUGAUGACCCACAUCCAUGGUGGCAAGUGGACUUGGGCAAAGAGGUUGACAUCGGACGAAUCACUGUCGUGCUCCGUCAAGACUGCUGUGACCAGAACCGUUUCACGGCUGCGGUAGCGCGAGCUGGCCUAAACUCCGAUUACUCCCAGAACCAACAGUGUGGUUCACCCGCCACAAGCGAACAGGCAGCCACUGGUGCGACCAUCACAUUUGUGUGUCCCUUACCAAAGAAGGCUAGAUAUGUCAGCCUGGACAUAGAUCCUGCCAACUCUGAUGCCGAGGAAAAGUUACUGCAGCUUGCCGAGGUGACGGUAGAAGAGGCCACUUUUGCCGAGUGUACCACGAUUUGUCCUGUCGAUCUUACUGGGAAGUCUGCUUCGCAAUCUACGAGUCAUUCCUCUGGCCUAUACGAGGCACCAAAUGCUAUUGACGGCGACAUCAAUACAUUUGCACACACUGAGCCCAAUGACGGGCACCCCGUAUGGCAAGUUGACCUGGGUGAGGAGCGCUUAAUUACAAAGAUCACCGUGGUACUCCGACAACAAUGCUGUGGCGAAUAUCGGUUCACCUCUGCUGUAGCGAGAGCUGGCACCAGCUCAGACUACGCCCAGAACUAUCCCUGCGGAUCCCCAGCAACGAGACUACAGUCAAACGAUGGGGCUACUGUUGAAUUUGUGUGCGAUGUGCCACGGUUGGCCAGAUAUGUGACCCUUGACAUAGACCCUAGUGACUCUGAUGUCACUAAUGCAAUAUUGCAGUUGGGUGAGGUGAUGGUGGACGAGAUCUGUGGAGGGUCACCAACUCCUGAAAUGGAUGUGUGCCAAUCUAUUCCCUGUCAAAAUGGUGGACAAUGUACCAGUGACGCCAACGGCUACACAUGUACUUGUCAUUAUGGCUUUACAGGAGCAAAUUGCGAGACUGGCAGUGCAGCGACUGAAGGCGAUCUACGUUUAGUGGGCCCUUCCGACAAGGAGGGAAGACUUGAAGUCUUUCUUAAUGACGAGUGGGGGACCAUCUGUAAGUUUUUCUGGGACGAAGUUGAAGCCGAUGUGGCUUGCAAACAGCUGGGCUUCAAAGGAUCCGGAACAUACGGUCAGUCGGUGCCUGUUGCCCCAGCUUCCGGCAAGGUCUGGCUGACUGCUGUCAGAUGCUCAGGACAGGAGACCAGGAUCGUUGACUGUGACUAUUCGCAACCGUCUACCUGUCCCCACAGUGACGAUGUUACUCUAACCUGCUUGGAUGAGGAUGAUGUUGAACUUCGGUUGGGUGGUGGCAGCGGUCCGCACGAGGGUCGAGUGGAGCUGGUCUACCAAGGCACACCGGGUACCAUCUGCGACACCAACUGGGGCCUUGAGGAUGCUGGAGUCAUCUGCCGUCAGCUAGGCUACGAGGGGGCUUUGGAGGCUAAGUCAGAUGCGUUCUUCCCCGGAUGGCCUGGAUUUGGCCCUGUGUACCUGAAUAAUGUGGAGUGCCGUGGGGACGAGACCAAUAUUCUACACUGCGGUUCAGCAGGCUGGGGAGUAGACACGUGCAGUCACAGUGAAGAUGCUGGAGUGGUGUGUAUAACAGAUAUGUGCAAAACUAAUCCCUGUCUGAACGGUGGUACGUGCACCAGUGGUGCGGCCAACAGCUACACAUGUACUUGUCCAGCUGGCUUCACGGGAGUAAAUUGUGAGACUGCUUCUCCACCCCCAGAUCCAUGUGCCCAUACUCCCUGUCAAAAUGGCGGAACCUGCAUCAGCAAUAACUUGGACUAUACUUGCAACUGUCCAUCUGGCUAUACAGGAACUUACUGUGAAACGGCAACAAAAGGUACAACUGGUACAAAUGGUGGCUUUGGUAUACAGCUGGCCGGGGGCCAAACACCACAGGAGGGUAUCUUGCAGGUUAACAAUGAGGGAGCUUGGGGUUCCGUCUGUGCUAACCAGUGGUCCAAAGCCUCAGCUGAUGUCCUGUGCAAGCAGUUGGGCUUUGCCAGCGCGCUCGUGGCCACAGAAAAGCCCGCAUCAGAGCAAGACCUCAUGUGGUUGAAUGGGAUAAGCUGUGUCGGUACGGAGACCUCGCUGGAUCAGUGUACCUACGACGACUUUGGCACACCCGUUACGUGUGAUUCUGGGCUUGUGGCUGCCGCGGUAUGCAACGUUGACCUACCGUUUGUUCGUCUGGCGGAUGGCGGAAGUCCUCAGGAAGGCCGGGUGGAAGUGCGGGUCAACGGUGAAUGGGGCGGAGUCUGCAACUAUCUAUGGGACAUUGAAGAUGCCAACGUACUCUGUCGAUACCUGGACUACCCCUGGGCUCUACAGGCUACCAAGAACAGUUUCCCACCGGCCGAGGUACUGCCCAAUCUCUUGGAUGCAACAACGUGCACGGGAGAGGAGAAAUCCUUCUUUGAUUGCAGCUUUGAAUACAAGCCUGAGUCCUGUAGCGGCUACGCUGGAGUGACCUGCCAGUUGCCGGAUCAAGAGUCAGUGGCUGUCAGACUAGUGGAUGGACGGGGCCCGUACGAAGGUCGAGUAGAGCUGGAGUUCGAAGGCAAGUGGGGCACCGUCUGUGAUGACAGCUGGGAUCUGGAGGACGCCCACGUGGUCUGCCGAGGGCUGGGCUACGCAAGGGCUGGCCAGGCGGUCCAAAUCGAUGGCGAAACAAACCUCUUUGGAGAGGGCAAAGGAGAUAUUCUCUUGGAUGAGGUCAGCUGCUCGGGCACGGAAGCAGGUCUGCCUUACUGCGGCCAUGACGGCUGGAGAGAGUCUAACUGUGCGCACUCUGAAGAUGCUGGCGUUGUUUGUCUUACAGAGGAUGAUUUGCAAGUGCGUUUGACUGGUGGAGCCACACCCAACCAGGGUGUGGUGGAAGUGUACUUUGCCGGGGAAUGGGGACAUGUCUGUUCCAACGACUGGGACCUAGGCGAGGCAGAAGUGGUCUGCCGACAGCUAAAUUUUGAGGGUGCCAAUUCCGCAAUUUUUGCUUUUGACAUUGGAAACACUCCAGAGAACCGAGAACCGCACCUUCCGAUAAUGGACUGUGCCGGGAGUGAGCAGAACAUCAAAGAAUGCGCUCUAGAAUUGAAAACUGGAUCGUUCUGUUCGCCGGAAUAUGCUGGCGCUGUGGUCUGUUCAGAAGCAACAGGUGUAACCCCUGCAGAGACUGUGCGUUUGAUCAACAGUGGCAUCGUGCCAACCCCCGGGGAAGGUCGCAUCGAGGUCUACCAUGACGGAAUGUGGGGGAAUAUCUGCCAGGAUGAGAAUUGGAACAAGGAAGGAGCGUCAGUAAUCUGUGGACAAUUGGGAUUCAUCGGUGCUGUCUCCGGCGGCUCGUCGGAGUACUACGGUGAUGCAACAAUUACGGACAGCUGGAUGCAGAGCGUGAAUUGCGCUGGAACGGAGACGGACAUUCUGGACUGCCCCAGCGCAGGAUGGUUUGAGAGUUGCAAAACACCCCCAAAUAUGCCAGCUGCUGCUGUAUGCCUUACAGAACCACUGGAGUUACGCCUGGCUGGGGGUUCCAACCCCUACGAAGGUACGGUAGAGGUGUUCUACAAGGGUGGCUGGGGUUCCAUCUGCGACGAUCUGUGGGACAUUGAGGAUGCUAAAGUCGUGUGCCGACAGCUAGGCUUCGGAGAAGCCCAGGAUGCCCCCAAGUUUGCUUUCUUUGGCCGCAGCAAUGCAGACCCCAUCUACUUUGACGACGUGAACUGCAAGGGUACGGAGAGCAAGUUGUCCGAUUGUGGCCUGGAUACAACUCUGCUGUGCGGGCAUGAUGAGGAUGCUGGGGUGAUAUGUGCUGAACCUCCUGAACCGGAGCCGCUGGUCCGCUUGGCUGAAGGUCAAACUGCCAGCGAAGGACGUGUUGAGGUCAACCUCAAUGGCGAAUGGGGUACCGUCUGCAAUGACGGCUGGGACCUCACGGAUGCCGAGGUGGUCUGUAAGCAACUGGGCUUUGCAGGCGCGACUCGCAUUACCGACAGUGAGGAGUUUGGCCCUGGCUCUGGUGAAGUCCUGCUUGAUGAGGUCCAGUGUACUGGAAACGAGGAACUUCUUCAGGACUGCCCCGUUGCCUCUCCAACAGCCAUCGAUUGUGUCCACUCUGAAGAUGUUGGAGUCGUUUGCACCACAGACCCCGUAAUAGAACCGGAGCCACUAAUUCAGAUUCGACUUGCGGACGGUACAGCUGAUCACGUGGGCCGUGUGGAAGUCUAUAAAGACGGGGACUGGGGGACGAUUUGCGACACCAACUGGGACAAGACUGAUGCGGACGUGGUUUGUCACCAAUUGGGCUUCGAUGAGGGAGCCUACUCGGCCAAAUCCUCUGCCUUCUUUGGGGAGGGAGCUGGCUCUAUCCUGAUGGACGAUGUCGGCUGUGUCGGCACGGAGCUAAGCAUCACGGAGUGUCCGUCUGCAGGCUCGGCAGGGGUCGGCUGUCAGCAUAGUCAAGAUGCUGGAGUGGUGUGCGUACCAAACAUUGAGCCCCUAAAAACAGUGCGAUUGGCUGAUAGCGAUGAAGAGAACAAGGGGCGCGUGGAGGUCUACUACCAAGGCGAGUGGGGCACAGUCUGUGACGAUGACUUUGAGCUGGCUGACGCCGACGUGGUGUGCCGACAGCUUGGCUUCGGCCAGGGUGGUGUCAGAGUCGGCGGCGCAGAUGAAUUUGGAGAGGGCCCCGGCCCGAUUCUGAUGGACGACGUGGCAUGCAGUGGCAAUGAGGGUAGACUAGAGGACUGCGACCGGUCAACGUGGGGCGAAAGCAACUGUGGCCAUGCAGAGGAUGUGGCUGUUGUGUGUGGAGUUACCCGUGAUCCUAGUGAACCGACUCUGCGUCUGGUGAGUGAGGACGGACGAACAAAUGCCGGCCGUGUGGAGGUUUACUACGACAGCGAGUGGGGAACAGUCUGCGACGACGAUUGGGACAUUACUGAUGCCAACGUGGUCUGCAGACAGCUGGGCUUUGAAAACGGUGCCUACCAAAGCGUAUCCGAUGCGGGCUUUGGCCCGGGCAAGGGCCUGAUCAUGCUGGACGAUGUCAACUGUGGAAGCCAGGACACCCAAUUGCAGGACUGCCCAAGCAGUGGAUGGAAGCAAAGCAACUGCGGACACGUGGAGGAUGCUGGUGUUAUAUGUCGAACAGAUCCUGAACCCGAGAUCACAGUUCGUCUCGCUGGAGGCACAGAACCGCAUGUCGGACGUGUUGAGGUCUACUACGAAGGUGAAUGGGGCACCAUCUGCAAUGACGGAUGGGAUCUGGAUGACGCGACAGUGGUCUGUAAUCAACUGGGCUAUGGCGGUGCUGAGGGGGUGGCUAUCGCUGGGGAGUUUGGCCCAGGCACGGGUCCAGUCCUGAUGGAUGAGGUGGCAUGCACUGGAUCGGAGACACAACUCGAAGAGUGCUUGUUCAGCGGCUGGCGGCAAACCAACUGUGUGCACAGUGAAGAUGCUGGUGUCUCCUGCCAGAGAACUGAAAAUGAUAUGUGCCAACCUAGUCCCUGUCUGAACGGUGGACAGUGCACCAGUGAUGUCAAUGGCUACACAUGUACUUGUCAAGAUGGCUUCACAGGAGUAAAUUGCGAAACUGAAGGAACAACUCCAAGUGUGAGACUGGUUGGGCCAGAACCCAACUACGGACGUGUCGAGGUGAACUACAACGGCGUCUGGGGAACGGUCUGUGAUGAUCAAUGGGGCAUGGAGGAUGCCAACGUGGUGUGCAGACAGCUGGGCUUUGCUAACGGAGCUGGGCGUUCAGCAACCCUUGCUGAGUUUGGCAGUGGUGAUGGCCCGAUUCUCUUGGAUGAAGUUGCUUGCUCAGGUGCGGAGACCAGAAUUGAAGAUUGCCCCAAUGCAGGAUGGGAAACCAAUGAUUGUAAUCACGCUGAAGAUGCCGGAGUGGUUUGCCAGCCUAAUGAAGAGCCCGAUGUAACAUUGCGACUCGUUGGUGGCGAGAACGACAAUGAAGGGCGCGUGGAAGUCUACUACCAAGGUGAAUGGGGCACCGUCUGUGACGAUGAAUGGGAUGAUACCGAUGCCAAUGUCGUCUGUAAGCAGCUUGGGUUUGAGAGAGCCGUAGAGGCCAUCAGUGGUGCUGGGUUCGGGGAAGGGACGGGAUCCAUUCUGCUGGAUGACGUGGCCUGUACCGAAGAUGAUUUGAGGCUGGAAGACUGUCAGAGCCGUGGAUGGAGAGUGGAAAAUUGUGGUCAUGCUGAAGACGCUGGCGUGGUUUGUGUUGCAGUAACUGACGGUAGUGGUAGUGGUAGUGGUAGUGGUAGUGGUGACGGUGUCACUGACGGUGGAGAGUCCAGCACUAUCCGCUUAGUUGGCGGGCCGUCGCCAAACAGCGGUCGCUUGGAGAUUUACCGCGAGGGUGCGUGGGGGACCAUCUGUGACGACAAUUUUGGCUCAGAUGAGGCUGACGUCGCCUGCCGGGAGCUGGGCUACCCAGAAGGGGCGCUCCGUGUUGCCAUGGCAACAGAUUUUGGCCCUGGCGACCUAGACAGCCCCAUUCUCCGCAAUGUGAAUUGUGCUGGGACGGAGACUAGCCUGGACGAAUGCCUCAUCACCGAUUGGGGGACGAUACACUGUGCUCAUUCUGAGGAUGUCGGAAUUGUGUGUCGAUCAGACACACCUGUGGAAACAACUGUACGUUUAGUGGGAGGUCCCAACCCACACUCUGGCCGAGUCGAGGUGUUCAACCAGGGCGAGUGGGGGACGGUGUGUGACGAUAGCUGGGACGACGCUGACGCAGCCGUGGUGUGCCGACAGCUGGGUUUCACCGGCGUUGCGACCAGUGACGAUGGCACCUCUGAAUAUGGCGCGGGAGAAGGCCCCAUACUGUAUAGCAUGACUUGUCAGGGGACAGAGUCCAGUGUGAAUGAGUGUAAUUGGGCCCUAUGGGAUACGCUCAUCUGUGAACAUUCAGAGGAUGUUGGUGUCACAUGCACAACAGAAUCAGUACCUUCAACUGACGAAGUUCGCCUGGUUGGUCCUGAACCGAACCUGGGGCGUGUUGAGGUGAACUACAAUGGCGUCUGGGGAACGAUCUGUGACGAUCGAUGGGAUAUGGACGAUGCCAACGUGGUCUGCAGACAGCUGGGCUUUGCUAACGGAGCUGUGCGAACAGCACCCAUAGCUGAGUUUGGUCUAGGUGAGGGCCCCAUUCUUCUGGACGAGGUGGGCUGCACCGGCCAGGAGACCACAAUUCAAGAAUGCCCCAAUGCAGGAUGGGAAACCAGCGAUUGUAAUCAUGCUGAAGAUGCCGGCGUUGUUUGUUUGCCGGAUGAAGAGCCUACUCCAACUGUGCGCCUCGUUGGCAGUGAGAACACUAAUGAAGGACGUGUAGAGGUCUACUAUGAAGGUGAAUGGGGUACGGUCUGCGACGACAGCUGGGAUGAGGACGAUGCCAACGUCGUCUGUAAGCAGCUUGGGUUUGAGAGGGCCGUAGAGGCUGUCGGUGGAGCCGCGUUUGGUGAAGGCUCCGGGGCGACAUUGCUGGAUGAAGUAGCUUGCGUCGGGGAUGAGACAAAACUCGAAGAGUGUCCAAGCAACGCUUGGAGAGAUGAAGAUUGCCGUCAUUCAGAGGAUGCAGGAGUCGUCUGUACUGGAGGGAGUCCAGGAGGGGGCGCGCUAACUGACACCGUUCGACUGAUUGGUCCUGAACCCAACAACGGCCGUGUUGAGGUGAAAUACAAUGAUGUUUGGGGAGCCAUCUGCGAUGACCAAUGGGACAUUACCGAUGCCAACGUGGUGUGCAGACAGCUGGGCUUCACUAAUGGGGCAGUGAGAGAAACUACCGGUUCACAUUUUGGAGCAGGUGAAGUCCCAAUUCUCCUGGAUGAAGUUGCUUGCUCAGGUGCAGAGACCAGAAUUGAAGAUUGCCCCAAUGCAGGAUGGGAAACUCAUGAUUGUGGAAAUUCUGAAUAUGCAGGCGUUGUCUGUGUGCCCAGCGAAGAGCCUGAGAUCACAGUGCGACUUGUUGGCGGGGAGAACGAAAAGGAAGGGCGCGUGGAAGUCUACUACCAAGGUGAAUGGGGCACUGUCUGCGACGACGGUUGGGAUUUGAAUGAUGCCACCGUUGUCUGUGCACAGCUAGGAUAUGCACGUGCCACAGAUGCUUACCUGGGAGCCAGGUUUGGGGAAGGUCCAGGAGAGAUUCUGCUGGAUGACGUGGCCUGCACGGGAGAGGAGGCCAGACUGGAAGGCUGUCCAAGCAGUGGAUGGAGAGAGGACAAUUGUGGCCACAUUGAAGAUGCUGGAGUGAAGUGCACUGAUGAGCCAGUUGAGGGCAGUGAGGGCGAUGUUCGGCUGGUUGGGCCAUCUCCGAACUAUGGGCGUGUGGAGGUCCAACAUGACGGUGUCUGGGGAACUAUCUGUGAUGAUAACUGGGACAUGAAUGAUGCUGAAGUGGUCUGCAGACAGCUGGGCUUCACUAACGGAGCUGGGAGAGCAGUCACAAAUGCUGAAUUUGGUGAAGGUGUGGAUCCAAUCCUCUUGGACGAAGUUGAGUGUGUCAACACGGAGAGCAGGCUUGUAGAUUGCCCUAAUGCAGGAUGGGGAACUACCGACUGCAGUCACUCUGAGGAUGCAGGGGUUGUUUGUUUGCCCAACGAAGAGCCUGAUGUGACAGUACGACUUGUUGGUGGUGAGAAUGACAAGGAAGGGCGCGUGGAAGUCUACUACCAAGGUGAAUGGGGUACCGUCUGUGACGAUGACUGGGAUGAUACCGAUGCCAACGUCGUCUGUAAGCAGCUUGGGUUUACAGGUGCUGUAGAGGCUGCUAGUGGAGCUCGGUUUGGAGAAGGUACAGGACGAAUCCUUCUGGAUGACGUGUCCUGCACAGAAGAGGACACCAGACUGGAAGACUGUGGAAACAGAGGUUGGGGGGAGCAAAAUUGUGGGCACAGUGAGGACGCUGGAGUGGUCUGUGCUGAUACUGAUGAGCCUGUUGAGGGUAGUGAGGGCGAUGUUCGGCUGGUUGGGCCAUCUCCGAACUAUGGGCGUGUGGAGGUCCAUCAUGACGGUGUCUGGGGAACUGUCUGUGAUGAUAACUGGGACAUGAAUGAUGCUGAAGUGGUCUGCAGACAGCUGGGCUUCACUAACGGAGCUGGGAGAGCAGUCACGAAUGCUGAAUUUGGUGAAGGUGUGGAUCCAAUCCUCUUGGACGAAGUUGAGUGUGUCAACACGGAGAGCAGGCUUGCAGAUUGCCCUAAUGCAGGAUGGGGAACUACCGACUGCGGUCACUCUGAGGAUGCAGGAGUUGUUUGUUUGCCCAACGAAGAGCCUGAUGUGAAAGUACGACUUAUUGGUGGUGAGAAUGACAAUGAAGGGCGCGUGGAAGUCUACUACCAAGGUGAAUGGGGUACCGUCUGUGACGAUGAAUGGGAUGAUACCGAUGCCAACGUCGUCUGUAAGCAGCUUGGGUUUACAGGUGCUGUAGAGGCUGCUAGUGGAGGUCGGUUUGGAGCAGGUAUAGGACGAAUCCUUCUGGAUGACGUGUCCUGCACAGAAGAGGACACCAGACUGGAAGACUGUGGAAACAGAGGUUGGGGAGUGCAAAAUUGUGGGCACAGUGAGGACGCUGGAGUGGUUUGUGCUGAUACUGAUGCAGGCAGUGGUGGUGGUGGUGAAGUUUUCGAGAACUUACGUCUGGCCGGCGGAUCAACACCCAACAGUGGCCGCGUUGAGGUUUACCGAGAGGGCAAUUGGGGGACAAUCUGCGACGAUAACUGGUCUGCCACCUCGGCCGAAGUAGUCUGCCGACAGUUGGGCUUCGGCGGUGUCACGAACAGUCUGGAAGGCGUCUCGGAGUUUGGGCAAGGAGAAGGUCCCAUCCUGUCUGUGAUAUCGUGUGACGGGACAGAGGCCAACCUGAAUGACUGCUUUUAUUUGGGGAUUUGGGACACAACAGUCUGUGAUCAUACAGAAGAUGUUGGGGUUACUUGUGAAGCAGAAACAGAUGAGCCUGAUGAGGGCAGUGAGGGCGAUGUUCGGCUGGUUGGGCCAUAUCCCAACUACGGGCGUGUGGAGGUCCAUCAUGACGGUGUCUGGGGUACUGUCUGUGAUGAUAACUGGGACAUGAAUGAUGCUGAAGUGGUCUGCAGACAGCUGGGCUUCACUAACGGAGCAGCAAGAGUAUCAACUGUUGCGGAAUUUGGUCCAGGUGAGGGUCCAAUCCUCUUGGAUGAAGUUGAGUGUGUCAACACGGAGAGCAGGCUUGCAGAUUGCCCUAAUGCAGGAUGGGAAACUACCGACUGCAGUCACUCCGAGGAUGCAGGGGUUGUUUGUCUGCCCAACGUAGAGCCUGAUGUGACAGUGCAACUUGUUGGUGGUGAGAAUGACAAGGAAGGGCGCGUGGAAGUCUACUACCAAGGUGAAUGGGGUACCGUCUGUGAUGAUGAAUGGGAUGAUACCGAUGCUAACGUCGUCUGUAAGCAGCUUGGAUUUACAGGUGCUGUAGAGGCUGCUAGUGGAGCCCGGUUUGGAGAAGGUAUAGGACAAAUUCUUCUGGAUGACGUGUCCUGCACAGAAGAGGACACCAGACUGGAAGACUGUGGAAACAGAGGUUGGGGAGUGCAAAAUUGGCACAGUGAGGACGCUGGAGUGGUUUGUGCUGAUACUGUUUUCGAGACCUUACGUCUGGCCGGGGGAUCAACACCCAACAGUGGCCGCGUUGAGGUUUACCGAGAGGGCGAGUGGGGGACAAUCUGCGAUGAUCACUGGUCUGCCACCUCAGCCGAAGUAGUCUGCCGACAGUUGGGCUUCGGCGGUGUCACGAACAGUCUGGAAGGCGUCUCGGAGUUUGGGCAAGGAGAAGGUCCCAUCCUGUCUGCGAUAUCAUGUGAGGGGACAGAGGCCAACCUGGAUGACUGCAUGGGGAAUUGGGGCACAAUAGCCUGUGAUCAUACAGAAGACGUUGGGGUUACUUGUGAAGCAGAAACAGGCGAUGUUCGACUGGUUGGGCCAUAUCCCAACUACGGGCGUGUGGAGGUCCAUCAUGACGGUGUCUGGGGAACUGUCUGUGAUGAUAACUGGGACAUGAAUGAUGCUGAAGUGGUCUGCAGACAGCUGGGCUUCACUAACGGAGCAGCAAGAGUAUCAACUGUUGCGGAAUUUGGUCCAGGUGUGGGUCCAAUCUUCUUGGACGAAGUCGAGUGUGUCAACACGGAGAGCAGGCUUGUAGAUUGCCCUAAUGCAGGAUGGGGAACUACUGACUGCGGUCACUCUGAGGAUGCAGGGGUUGUUUGUCUGCCCAACGUAGAGCCUGAUGUGACAGUGCGACUUAUGGGCGGUGAGAAUGAAAAGGAAGGGCGCGUGGAAGUCUACUACCAAGGUGAAUGGGGUACCGUCUGCGACGAUGACUGGGAUUAUACCGAUGCCAACGUCGUCUGUAAGCAGCUUGGGUUUACACGUGCUGUACAGGCUGCUAGUGCAGCUCGGUUUGGAGAAGGUACAGGACGAAUCCUUCUGGAUGAUGUGUCCUGCACAGAAGAGGACACCAGACUGGAAGACUGUGGAAACAGAGGUUGGGGAGUGCAAAAUUGUGGGCACAGUGAGGACGCUGGAGUGGUUUGUGCUGAUACUGAUGCUGGCAGUGGUGAAGUUUUUGAGACCUUACGUCUGGCUGGGGGAUCAACACCCAACAGUGGCCGCGUUGAGGUUUACCGAGAGGGCGAAUGGGGGACAAUCUGCGACGAUAACUGGUCUUCCACCUCAGCCGAAGUAGUCUGCCGACAGUUGGGCUUCGGCGGUGUCACGAACAGUCUGGAAGGCGUCUCGGAGUUUGGGCAAGGGGAAGGUCCCAUCCUGUCUGUGAUAUCGUGUGAGGGGACAGAGGCCAACUUGGAUGACUGCACUUGGGGGACUUGGGGCACAACAGUCUGUGAUCAUACAGAAGAUGUUGGGGUUACUUGUGAAGCAGAAACAGUAACAGAACCUGACAUUGUUGGAGACAUUCGAUUGGUCGGGCCGGAGACCAAUGUGGGACGUGUGGAGGUGAGACGCGAUGGCGACUGGGGAACUGUCUGUGACGAUAGCUGGGACAUGAAUGAUGCUCAAGUGGUCUGCAGACAGCUGGGCUUCACUAACGGGGCUGUGAGAGCUUCAUUGAGCGCCGAAUUUGGCCAAGGUGUGGGUGAAAUCUUCCUGGAUGAUGUUGAGUGCACAGGCUCUGAGAGCACAAUUACAGAGUGUCCAAGCGCAGGUUGGGGAGUGGAAAACUGUGGCCACUCGGAAGACGCAGGCGUUGUUUGUAUACUUGAUGAAGAGCCUGAUGUGACGUUACGACUUGUUGGCGGUGAGAAUGACAAUGAAGGGCGCGUGGAAGUCUACUACCAAGGUGAAUGGGGUACCGUCUGUGACGAUGAAUGGGAUGAUACCGAUGCCAACGUCGUCUGUAAGCAGCUUGGGUUUGAGAGAGCCGUAGAGGCCAUCAGUGGAGCUGGGUUCGGGGAAGGGACGGGAUCCAUUCUGCUGGAUGACGUGGCCUGUACCGAAGAUGAUUUGAGGCUGGAAGACUGUCAGAGCCGUGGAUGGAGAGUGGAAAAUUGUGGCCAUGCUGAAGACGCUGGCGUGGUUUGUGCUGGUGCUGGUAGUGGUGCUGGUAGUGGUGAUGGUGUGGUACAUCCAGAUGAAGGUAACCUUCGACUGAUUGGCCCGGAGCCCAAUAUGGGUCGUGUGGAGGUGAACCAUGAUGGCGUCUGGGGAACAGUCUGUGACGACAGCUGGGACGUAGAUGAUGCCAACGUGGUGUGCAAACAGCUAGGCUUUACUAAUGGAGCCGUACGAGUGUCAAAUCUUGCUGAGUUUGGUCCAGGCGAGGAUCCCAUACUUCUGGAUGAGGUUCAGUGCACCGAUGCGCAGACCAGACUUGUAGAUUGCCCCAAUGCAGGAUGGGAAACCAAUGACUGUGGACAUGCUGAAGAUGCAGGAGUUGUGUGUGUGCCAAACGAAGAGCCUGAUACGACAGUGCGCCUCGCUGGUGGUGAAAAUGACAAUGAAGGGCGCGUGGAAGUCUACUACCAAGGUGAAUGGGGCACCGUCUGCGACGAUGACUGGGAUGAGAAUGAUGCCGACGUCGUCUGUAAGCAGCUUGGGUUCGCAGGUGCCACGGAAGCCGUCUCUGGAGCUGGAUUUGGGGAAGGCACGGGACAAAUUCUGCUGGACGACGUGGCCUGCACGGGACAGGAAUCCACACUGGAGGAAUGCCCCAACAGUGGGUGGCGAGAGGAAAAUUGUGAUCACGGUGAAGAUGCUGGCGUGAUUUGCAGUGAAUUGGGCAUCGAUGAAGUGCGCUUGGUCAGCGAAGGCGGCAAUCCCUGGGAAGGCAGGCUGGAGAUCCAACAUGAAGGCCAGUGGGGGACAGUUUGUGACGACAACUGGAGCAUCAACAAUGCCCGUGUGGUGUGCCGUAUGCUGGGCUACCCCGGCGCAGCCCAAUACAAGACGCAGGCGUUCUUCGGGCAAGGAGUGGACCCGAUUUGGAUGGACACCCUGAGGUGCAGUGGCGAUGAGACCACCCUAGAGGACUGUACUUUUGAUGGCUGGGGCGUCACUGACUGUACCCAUCCUGAAGAUGUCGGCGUGAUUUGCCUGACUGAUGACAGUUUGGAAGUUCGGCUGGCCGGUGAUGGCGCACACACCAUGUCAGGCCGCUUAGAGGUCAUGUACCAAGGUGUCUGGGGCACAGUCUGCGACGACGAGUUUGGCCUGCAGGAUGCCGACGUCGCUUGCCGGCAGCUCGGAUUCGCAGCCGCCAGCGCAGUCCUCAAGGGACAGGACAAUACGUUCGGUAGCGUGGAGGAAGGCACGCCGAUCCACAUGGACAACGUGGUGUGUAUAGGCACAGAGGACAAGCUGAAUCAGUGUCCUUUCCAAGGGAUUGGAAGCACCAACUGCGAUCACAGCGAGGAUAUCGCCAUCCUCUGUGCUACAGAGGCGCCAGCAAGUGAACACGAAGAAGGCGAGGUACGCCUGGCUGGGGAGAGCCAAUCAGAAACAGAGGGCCGCGUGGAAAUCUACCACCGCAAUCGCUGGGGUACGGUGUGUGACGAUUACUGGCAGCUAGCGGAUGCCCACGUGGUCUGCAAACAGCUGGGCUUCUUGUCGGCACUGCGACCCGUCCCCGGCGCUGCUUACGGCCGAGGCACAGACCCCAUCCACAUGGACGACGUGGCUUGCACGGGAUCCGAGUCUCGGCUGGUGGACUGCGACUUCCCAGGCUGGGAGGUCAGCAACUGUGGCCACGAUGAGGAUGCUGGUGUCGUCUGUGUACCACCUGUGGAAGGCGAUCUUCGUCUGCAAAACGGUGCAACCGACCUCGAGGGAAGACUGGAAAUCUACCACGACGGACAGUGGGGGACCAUUUGCGAAAGGGGCUUUUACAAGGAGAGCGCUGAUGUCGCAUGCAAUCAGCUUGGAUUCCCUGGUGCUGUGGAGGGUCCAAAACCGGCCUCAUUCUACGGAGAAGGCAAAGGGCCUGUCUUCCUGGACGAGGUGGAUUGUGUGGGGUCUGAGAAGCGAUUGACUGAGUGUGAUUCCAGCGGAUGGUCCCAAACCCGCUGCUCCCAUACCGGUGAUGUCGGAGUGAUUUGCAAUCCAAUUGCUGAAGGAACUGUCCGGCUCGCCCAGGGUUCCAAUGGCCCACACGAAGGCCGGGUGGAAAUCUACCACGAGGGCCAGUGGGGAACGGUGUGCGAUGACAACUGGGACACCGACUUGAAUGCCCAAGUGGUCUGUCGACAGCUGGGCUACUACGGAGUGAAAGAGGUCAAACCGUUGGCGUUCUUUGGGCCUGGCUUUGAAAAGAUUUGGAUGGAUGACGUGCAGUGUGUUGGGGAGGAGGCUGCCUUAGCCGACUGUCCGUUUGCUGGAUGGGAAGUGAAUGACUGUGGGCACCCCGAGGAUGUCGGAGUUGUCUGCGAGACAGAACUACCUGCCAGCGAAGGCGCUAUCCGUCUGGUUGGUGGAGCGACAGAGAAAGAGGGACGCGUGGAGGUCUACAAGGAUGGCAGAUGGGGAACGGUCUGUGACAACGACUGGGAUCUAGGAGGUGCCUUUGUAGCAUGCAGCCAGCUGGGCUACCCCAUCGCACAGAGGGCCUUCAUAGGUUCCCACUUCCAGGUGGCCGAGCAACUCCCGUUCAAUCUGGACAAGGUGCGCUGUUUUGGCGACGAGCAACACCUGGUGGAUUGCAUCUCUACCACCACUGACAUCACUUGCACCGAGGACCAGACCGCAGGAGUUCGCUGUGCCUCCUUUUUAGAGGCCCCUUGAGUACCGAUUGCGCCCCCUUGAAUUCCUUACGGUGUACGGUGGAUUAAUUUUCUUGAAAUUCUGCCAUGACCUUAUUGUAAUCAGCCAUUGGCUUUUUGAAAGGUCGGGUGCUUUUGAUCACUGUCAGGAGAAUUUGUACCAGUGUAAUCACAAUUAAUCAUAUACAGGGAUGUACAAAUUGUGUGAUUCAAACAAACUUGGCAAACUGACUCUUUUUACCUCAGAUUUAUAGCAGUAAGCGUUAAGUUCCAGAUACGUUGUAAUAAUGAUUAUGCAUCAAGUGUACUUUAUGUUGGUUUGCACUGUUGCACUUCCAAUUCAAAAUUACAUACCAUGUCUCAAGUGGAUGAAAUUGAACUGUCUGUAUAUGAAUAUAAUUUUGUUGGGAACUUAGAGGAAGAUUUCAGAUGCACUUGUAUUCUAUGUGAUACAGUCUCAGGUGGCUAGUUAUUUGAUUACAUAAAUAAAAAAAAAAUUCGUUUUUUUUCUUUUCGUUUUUUUUCUUUUCGUUUUUGUGUUUGUUUCUGAAAUUUCAUUCUCCUCUCUCUAAAAAUAUUUUAAGCUUUUCUUGAAUGAUGUAAAUUUUCUCGAAUUAUGUACAUUUUCUUGAAGUAUGUUAAUCUUGCAUUCAUGUAACCCAUUUUCAUUUUCGUUUACGCUUGCUUGUUUUUCAAAACUUUAAAGCUAUCAACAGGUUUUAAAAAUCUGUAACUUUAUUUACAUCAUUCCUAUAAAAGAUCAGCUCUAAAAUGUUUGUCUGUUUCCCAACUAUUUCAUUGGGUUUCUUUUCCAGAUGUUUAUGUUUCCAUUCUGAAUUUCCAUUUUUAAUGAAAUCACACCCAACUUGACAUUGCAUUUAAUUGUAAAGAUCUAUUCUAUGUUUGUUUUUUAACUUCAACUUUGUUUUGCAUUUACCUCCUGCGUUUUGAACAAUUGAAAUCUCGGUUAGAAAAUAAAACGGUCUGUGAUUGAAGCAAUCGGACAA
Messenger RNA from Patiria miniata (bat star), 17106 nucleotides. RefSeq lists its product as uncharacterized. Gene Ontology annotation, cellular component: membrane. The record is from RefSeq and is a predicted model, not a curated record. Gene Ontology annotation, molecular function: calcium ion binding. Lineage: Eukaryota; Metazoa; Echinodermata; Asteroidea; Valvatida; Asterinidae.